AUGGCGAUGAAUAGGAUCCGCGGCGCCUUUGCGGUGCCUAGAAAAGGAGAGACCUUUGAGUUGCGAGCUGGUCUUGUCUCACAGUAUGCCUAUGAGAGAAAGGAGGCGAUUCAAAAGACGAUCAUGGCCAUGACCCUAGGCAAAGACGUUUCCGCUCUUUUCCCUGAUGUACUCAAGAAUAUUGCGACCACCGAUUUGGAGCAGAAGAAGCUAGUAUAUCUCUAUCUGAUGAACUACGCCAAAUCACAUCCAGACCUCUGCAUUCUCGCUGUCAACACCUUUGUACAGGACUCCGAAGACCCAAACCCCCUGAUCAGGGCACUCGCAAUCCGAACAAUGGGAUGUAUCCGGGUGGAUAAGAUGAUUGAUUACAUGGAAGAGCCGCUCCGAAAGACGCUGCGGGACGAGUCGCCGUACGUCCGCAAGACCGCUGCCAUCUGCGUUGCCAAGCUCUUCGAUCUAAGUCCGGCUAUGUGCUUGGAGAACGGCUUCCUCGAGAUGCUUCAAGAGAUGAUCGGAGACCCCAACCCAAUGGUCGUCGCUAACUCGGUCACCGCUCUGUCUGAAAUUCACCACGCUGCACCGGAAACCCAAGCCCUGCAGGUGACUCCGAACACCCUUCGGAAACUCCUGAUGGCGCUGAAUGAAUGUACUGAAUGGGGUCGAGUCACGAUUCUCACAACCUUGUCGGAGUACAGAACGAGCGCCGUGAAUGAGGCAGAACAGAUCUGUGAACGGGUUGCCCCUCAGUUCCAACACGCCAACCCUAGUGUGGUGCUGGCCGCCGUCAAAGCAGUAUUCCUUCACAUGAAACUGGUCAAUGCAGAGCUGUCCAGCAACUAUCUCAAGAAAAUGGCUCCUCCAUUAGUGACACUGGUUUCAUCCGCUCCCGAAGUACAAUAUGUCGCUUUGCGCAAUAUCGAUCUAUUGUUGCAGAAGCAGCCGGAUAUCCUGAACAAGGAACUUCGGGUUUUCUUCUGCAAGUACAAUGACCCGCCCUAUGUCAAAUUCCAGAAGCUCGAGAUUAUGGUGCGGAUAGCCAACGACCGGAACUUUGACCAGCUGCUAGCGGAACUAAAGGAGUAUGCUUUGGAAGUGGACAUGGAUUUUGUGCGCCGUGCAGUCAAGGCUAUCGGCCAGGUUGCCAUCAAGAUUGAGAGUGCUUGCGAGAAGUGCGUCAACACUCUGUUAGACCUUAUCAACACAAAAGUCAACUACGUGGUACAAGAAGCGAUUGUGGUGAUCAAGGACAUUUUCCGCAAGUACCCCGGAUACGAGGGCAUCAUUCCCACUCUUUGCAAGUGUAUUGACGAACUGGAUGAGCCCAAUGCUAGAGCCGCACUUAUAUGGAUCGUGGGUGAAUAUGCUGAGAAGAUUAGCAAUGCUGGCGAUAUCUUGGCAGGCUUUGUGGAAGGGUUCAACGAGGAAUUCUCACAGACCCAACUACAGAUCCUGACCGCUGUCGUUAAGCUCUUCUUGAAAAGACCUGACAAGGCUCAAGGCUUAGUCCAAAAGGUGCUGCAGGCAGCCACAGCAGAGAACGACAACCCCGACGUGCGUGACCGAGCCUACGUCUACUGGCGCCUGUUAUCAAACACCAGCGACACCAAUGCUGCCAGAAACAUUGUGCUUUCCAAAAAGCCUCCAAUCGUCACUACCAUUCAUUCCCUACCUCCUGCUCUUCUUGAGCAACUUCUAACCGAACUCUCCACGCUUGCGUCUGUUUACCAUAAGCCUCCAGAGCAAUUUGUUGGCCAGGGCCGCUUCGGUGCAGACGCUGUCCAGAAGGCAGCUAUUGAGGAACAACUCCAGAACGCUCGCGACAACCCAUUGGCUGCCGCAGCGGCUGCUGCAGUUGACGGUACGGCUGCUCCACAGCAACAAAGCAACGUCGAGAACCUUUUGGAUAUCGACUUCGAUGGCACCGCGCCUGCAUCUGCUCACAAGGAACCAAAUGGUGGCAUGUCCGGCCUGGAGGGUCUCGCCGGGACUCCUGUCCGGGUAGAGUCUCCCGCAGCUGGGGCACCUGCACCCUCAGGAAGCAAUAACUUGGAUGAUCUGCUUGGGGUUUUCGGGGACACACCCGCGCCCACGGCAAGCACAGCCGCUUCCCCCAAUGGCGGUGCUGGAGCUGAUUUGCUCAAUGGCUUUGGCGGGCUGGAUCUCUCUGGAGACGGCAUGUCUUCACCGCCGCCAGCAGGGGCAAGCCAGCCCAAGAAGACCAACGAAGACAUCUUGUCAUUGUUCUAG
Aspergillus calidoustus is the source of this 2250-nucleotide messenger RNA. Lineage: Eukaryota; Fungi; Ascomycota; Eurotiomycetes; Eurotiales; Aspergillaceae. The record is from the annotation of a GenBank genome assembly.